AUGUUAGAGCAUCUUGUUUUAUCGAAAAUUUGUCUACGCUUUAUAGAUUCUACAUCACUCGUUUCUGCAUUCAUGUUGGAAAUUGAAAAUAGUUUUUCAAACCGAUCUUGCUUUUAUUUUGACAUCUCAAAUCUGCAGUGGAAUAGUCAUUUAGUUACUUCAAUGAUUUUUAUAAUGAGACGGUCAUCGAACACGAUUGCAAGCGAACUUCUAUUCAAUUUUUAUUUUCCUUCAGCGAACUUGCAAGCUUCUCGUUGGACCGGUGGAUUUCGGCGUAUUUUAGUGCAUUCAGUUGCAAGAACAAUUCAAGUAGAGUUUAUGGGUGCACCAGUUCACUACUGUUUUGAAGGUUACGAAAUACGAUUGAAAGAUGAAAGUGGCCUAGAACUGCUUCAUAGCGCAAUAAUACCUGUUGAAUUAAUGCGUAAAGAGUACCUUGAUAAUCAAACAGUUCUCUUUGGAGAGUAUAACUUCACCGAUUUAGAGGUAGAUCAGUAUUUCAUACCAUCUGUUAUACCUGUCGAGCGUUCCCGUGAUGGUCGUUGUCUGUGUCCUGUAGCUAGUGCCAAUCCAUUUGACAGUCAGGUAGUAUGCUCUUGUAUUGCUGCUGAUUGGAAUAAAGUUCGCAUUCAAAGUAAGUGGAUUAUAUUAUUGGCAAUAAUGCUUGUCGGUGCAAGUGUUGUGAUAUUUUGUUUAUUUUAUUUUGCGUAUUUGUAUAAUGUUCGCCAUCAGCUGACUCGAAAAGCAAUAAGAAUACGAUUUGUAAUAGAUCGUCCGACUUCUCCAACAACUUUGACCAGUUGCCAGUCACCUCUUAUUCACAUCGCUACGCGUAAUGUAUUGCUCGUGUAUUCGCAUGACAGUACUCUGCACGAAAAGUGUGUUCUCAUUUUCGCUGAAUACUUACGUAACGUUUUUGGUUUCAACGUUCACCUUGAUGUUUGGGAUGUAUCUGAAAUUGAACGGAACCUUGUGAAUUACUUAAGCUCAUCAAUUUUGAGUGCUGAUAAAUUGAUUGUUAUCAAUUCUCAUGGAGCAUAUUAUCAUUAUCGAUGUAAAUUGGGAAAACAAUAUCGUAUUGAACGAAACCAACCUGAUAUACUGGACAGUUUGUUUGACAAGCAAAUUGAUCAAGUUUUAGUGCAUUCAUCGGUGAUAUCCGCGCGAUUUAAAUACUCUCAUAGUUCAUGCAUUUUACCACCAUUAAGUUGCUCAUUGCAAUACGUGAUUCCGGAACACACCACUGCUUUAAUUUCGAAUUUAACAGAUUCCGAUGUUAGUAAUGACCCACCAAUUCAAUCGUAUGGUCCGAUCUACGCAAAAUUAAUAGCUGCCAUUACCGAGAUGACAGAAUAUCUCGAGAGAAAUCCAAACUGGUUUAGCAGCACUCAUCGACGUGUAUUACGACAAACAGUAGUUGAUGGUGGGCAGGAUAUUAUUCAAAAUGAAUCAAUUAAGCCUGUGAAUCGAAAUGAAGCCGGUCAAUCAUUUAUCAGUGAUAAUUUUAUGACAACGUUUUCGACGAAAUCAGUAUUUACGUUAAAAUUAUCAAAGGAAUCGGGGUUGAGUAUUCCUAGAUCUGAUCAAUCUGGAAUUAGCAGUCUCUUGACAGAAUCUUCGGAUGUACUGCUGGAACCUGGUGGCUAUACUGUUUUACACGAUUCACCUGAGGAAGCUGUUAGUUGUGUAAGUGGAAAAAAACCUGAUUCCAUAAGUGACUUCCCCGUCAGUAUAUCAUGUGAAGUGCCCGAAAAACAAAUGGGCGGGAAUUUAACACAUGAUUCUGGUUUCAUUUCUGAGAGAGAUUUUCUAAAUACAUAG
This is a messenger RNA of Thelazia callipaeda (thelaziosis nematode), 1821 nucleotides long. Lineage: Eukaryota; Metazoa; Nematoda; Chromadorea; Rhabditida; Thelaziidae. The record is from the annotation of a GenBank genome assembly.